AAUAAUUAAAUUUAAAGAUGAAUAAACAUCUUAUUUUGAUCCUCCUAGUACCUUUGCUAGUUUUAGCAGAGGAUUAUGACAUUGUCAAAGUUGGAAUGAAUGCUAAAUAUACCAAAAAGGCAUUACAGCAAUUUCUUGUGUACCCUCCUCUAAACAUUAAUAUUGAUAAGGCAGACGAUAGAAAAUUAUUGAUGAGCACUACAAACAUAAUGAUGGAUUCUCCACAUCCGGAUGAUAUCGAAUUUGAUUUUGAUCAGGAAGAUGAACUUAUUACUGUUAAGAUAAAAAAUCAACAUUUUAACUUCAGCUCUUUGAUUACUUUUAAAAAGGCUUUCUUUACAUUCAAUGGAAAUGCUCAAUCAGCCGGAAUAAUUGAUGAAAUAUAUUUGACCUUUGACUUGACUACUCAAAAAGGACAAUACACUAAUACUCCUGUUGUCGAUAUCACAGAAAUAGAUUUUGAUUUUAACUAUAAAGAUUUGAAAUUGUCCCUUUCAUCUAAAAUCCUUAACACCUUAUUAACACCAAUCAAAGGACUUCUGAAGAAGUCAAUUAAGAAAUCAUUAUUCAAAAUUAUAAGAUACAGGCUAGAAAAGAGUAUCUUUCAGCAAAUGAAUGAAGAGUUAACAAGAGUCAGUGGAAGGUUCAUGAUUGAUGACGGUGUAUUAGUUGACUUAGAUGCUCUUGACGGCAUCUGCAUCAAGGAUGAUACUCUUAUUCUUCCUUAUGAAGUUACUUACUACCUCCCUAAAGGAUUAAACACUACCGAACAAGUGGAAGAAGAGUGCGGGUCAGACUGUGGACACGAAGAGCAUUCUGAGAUAGAGACAGAACAAGAAUCUGAAGAAACUGAAGAAACUGAAGAGGAUGAAUUCAAAUUUUUCCUGGUAGACCAAUGCGUAGAAAAUAAUAAACUUAUUAAGUUCUGCUUUGGUCGUUCAAAUGAAGAGCAACAAGUUGAGGAAUUAGACGAUAACUUCACAAGAACCAAAAAGUAUUUCUUGACUACUCUUACAUCCAUUUACAAUGAUUCUGCAAUUGGUUUUGAAAAUGAAGAGUAAAAGGGAUUCUUUAACUAUCAAAUGGCAAUAAAGAAUUCUGCCUCUAUCCAGAGAUUAUGCUUGUACUAAGUAUAUAUCAGAGGAGAAAAGCCAAGAAUUAAUUGCUAUUAAGUCAAGAAUUUC
This is a messenger RNA of Moneuplotes crassus, 1184 nucleotides long. The record is from the annotation of a GenBank genome assembly. NCBI's taxonomy places the organism in Eukaryota, Ciliophora, Spirotrichea, Euplotida, Euplotidae.